Bactrocera tryoni is the source of this 5108-nucleotide messenger RNA. RefSeq lists its product as uncharacterized. Lineage: Eukaryota; Metazoa; Arthropoda; Insecta; Diptera; Tephritidae. Bases 70 to 4764 code for a protein of 1564 amino acids. The record is from RefSeq and is a predicted model, not a curated record. The transcript is spliced from 8 exons.
AGCGAAGAUUAUUUAUUAAUUGUGGAAAACUAGACAUUUAAGAAAAGUUGUAACUUUCUUACAAUAAUUAUGGCAGAAAUCGUUGAACUUGAACGGCUUGAAGACCAGUUAUACCAGUAUCACCCAGAAUUAAGACUCGACAGUGAAGAAUUGAAAUUGGAACGACGUAACAGAUUGUUUAUGCAACUGCAAUCAAGUCAGCCUGAAGUGCAGCUGGUUGCACUAGAUGCUGUUUCUUCACUUACGAACAUAAAGAGUAUGUUAGAAAAGUGUAAGGACGUUGUACUUGAUUAUUCCCAUAUAAUUUCGCCGCCUACUAUGUCUUCUAUUGAAUCUAGCGGUGAUGAGUUUGUAGGCACCCAAAGACCACGACGUACGGCAACACGUAAACGAAGAACCACAUCUAUUCAAUACAAUGGGUCUGAAGUAAGUAAAUCUCAGUGUGGUCGAAAAGAUGAUUCGCCUCUUUCGUUAUCUAUUUUAAUACCUCAAGUAGUAAAGGGUUCAGAAAAAAUGGAAAUUUCGAUUGACUUGGGGGAACUUGAUGCUUCUCAACGAUUAUUCGCUAGUCGAGUUGACGAAUUGUUGCGUAAACGAUCGAAUAGUAGCCACCCGAUAGAAGAUGCGCCCUCGAAAGAAAAUCUGAAUAGCAAUAAAUGUAAAGAUUUCCAUUUGCCCAUAGCUACAUCAAGUACUAUUGAGACUAUUAAUGAAAAUGCUGAAAAGCCAGAAGAUGAGAUGUUAUCACGUUUAAUAUCUCAAGUGCUUGUCGAAAAUCAGGAGACAGAAACUUUACAAGCCACCAAUCUACUUGAUAAUAUCAAUAAUAAUGAACGCAGUAAUUACAGUGCGGAUGUGCCUGAUCAUGUUGAAUCUUCAAAGGAGCAAUUUGUGAAGAAAAAACGCCAACGAAAAUCGAAAAAAUCAACAAAUGUAGAAAAAGGACCGCCGAAAAAACGUGGUCGAAAACCGAAAAACAACCCUGAGAAACAAGGUUCUUUAGAAUAUGCGGAAAUGGCUAAAAGCGACUUGGCUAAGUAUGUUGAACUUUUUUCUAAUACUUGUAAUAUGGCAGGAUCGGUCACACCUGCGGCUUCAUCCACAAUAUCGCAACAGUUGGUUACAUCCACGACUCAUUACUUGGAUUCGAGCGAUCAGCAACCAAUCACAUAUUAUCUUGAAGGUAAUUGGGAAAAUGGUGGAAAUUGUCAACUUUUACAAACCGAUAAUACGCACAUUGAUGGUGGUCAAGAAGAAUUCAAUAUGGCAGAGUUGGUAAAUUACAUAGACAAUGUAGGCGAUGCUGGAAAUGCAAUAGCGCGUGUUCUUGAUGCCCCUACUACCUUGCCUGUUUUGGUACAGGACUCACAAACGCAAAGCAAUGCAAUUGUUCCUCCGCCAGCGCAUGUUUCCGAUGUGUUGUUGGAUUUAUCGAAGAAGUCUACAAUAUCUUACAGCCAGAUCGCACCAUCUAUUAAUAAUGUACCCAUCGACACUGACAAUCGGGAUCUAAUGCCUCUGGACCUGUCUUUAAAAUCGUCAAAACUGAUUCAAAAGGCCUCUCACAGCAACAAUAACUUAACGCCUUUAGAAACUAAUUUUAAUAAUAAUUGUGCUGGAAAAUUAAAUGAAACGGCGGAGGGUGUUUUUGGAGAGAACGAUUAUGUUUCCUUUAGAGCAGCUUUAGACAUGCCUCUCAUUGACCUUGAAGAUAAUAUCAAUGCCUUUAUGCAAUUAACCAACAAUGAGGCAAUUACGACAGCUGCUGCAGCAGAAAAUAUUUCAACAGAUUGUGCACUACUGACUAAGGAAACAGCUAACAAUCCACUACCGAUUUGUGACUUUGAACUCGGUGAAAUUCUUUCCGAGACUACUUUAUGCAACAACAAUUACAAUCACAACUCCCAAUAUAACAGUAAAACCAAUGAUUUAAAUUCGAAUGUUGUGAAAAAUGGCGAAAACGCCUUAGAUCAAAGAAAAGCCAAUGAUAUUACAACAAAUAUUGAACGGUUAAUGAAUAAAACGGUCAACGCAAACGAACACACUAAUACUGUCGAAGUCGGUGUGUAUGAAGGUUUAACUCAACGUAAUUGCGAUGCCACUUGCAGUCAAGACAGUGAUAGAGGGCAAUGGUUAGAGGAACUCUCUGUUGCUAAGGAAAAUACUGCCUCAAAUACUGAAACUAAAGUAGCAAAUGUGGCAGAAAAUAGUGCAAAUAAAGCAGAAUAUUCUUCCACCGUUGAUGGUAUUGGUCAUAUUGAUGAAUUACACGGAGAUUCAGGUGAUUUGCUAUUCGUGGACACAGAAACACUCUUGGCAAACAAAUCAAAAUCAACAUUUGAUGGACUGGUUAGUGCCACACAAUUAGAUACUCCCAGGGAAUAUUUUGCUGCAAAUGAGGUCAGCCCAACAACUAGCGCUAACCAACACGAUACUGGGAACAAUGAGGAUGACGCUUGUGAUUUGUCAACAAAAGCCGAUCAAAGUAUUGAUUUAGAAGAAGAUAACCAGAGUCAUAACGUUAGCGUACAUUUAGAAAUACCACAUCUACCGCAGUUGGAAAGCAAUUCCGAAGAGUUCACUUACGAUUAUGAGACGGGUCUUGAAAGCAUUGAAGAUAAGGACACUACCGUAAAUGCUGUGUCAGAAAACACACAACAACCUGUUGCAACACAACAAUACACUGAAGAAAAUAAUGCCAACGAAUCGCAUAAAAGUGACAACUUAAGUUGCAAUGAUUCAGGUAUAGGAAAUUCUGUAGUUGGCAAUGUAUGCGAAAGUGCGGAGGAAGUAGAAAAAUCCACGCUGACGUUGCUUACUAACAACAAUCACUCAACAGUUAGUAAUUUCAUAACAGAGGAAGCACCGGAAAUACCGACAAAGUCGACCGGAAAUGUUGAUACAAAUAUAAACAUUGAAAGUGAUGAAGAAAAAGAGCAGACGGAUAAAUUCACCGAAGGCAAAUCUAUUGUAGAAGACAGCUUAUUCCUGAAGGAUUUUGCUAGUUGCUGUAAGCAGGAAGAGGCAAAUACAGCCCAAGCGCAAAUAACUGGUACAAAAAUAUGUAAUGAAAUAGAAAGCUGUCGUAAGGAGGAUGCCGACAUUUCCUGUAAACCGGGGAGUGUAAACGCAUAUAGUGCUUCAGAAACUGAAGCAGAAGAUCUAAAGCAACGAAAUCGUAAAGGCAAUGAAAAUUUCGGCCAAUCUGCGGACUUAUCUUUGGAGGGUCCACAAGAUGGGUGUACAGAAAAAAUGGUAGCUUUUUCGACUCACCACAACGCCUUCGAAGCAGAUCAAAAGCAAGCGAUUGAAGGAGUAUUUGUUAAUGUAAAAGCAAAACAACCCGAUACAAAUCGCAAUUUAUCUGUGCUGGAGAUGGAAUUGAAAAUGGAUGAUGACUGCUUGGAUUUCGAAGAUGAAAUGGAAGACGAUGCGCUAUCUCUAGCAACAUCAUGUUUUAAUUCAUCAGAUGAUGAGCGGUGUCCCGAUAUGGAUCGUACUCCUGUAGCAGAACUUAAGUCAGUUAAUACAAAUGAGAACCACGAAAAUAUGCAGGUCGUGCAUGUCGAAAAUGAAGAAAUGGUGGACGAUAAGAGUAUAGUUGUCAAGGUAGAAGCUGCACAGUGCUCUACGCACGUGCCGAGUGAUAUUUUAAAAAAGUUCAAAAUACCGAAGAUCUCAAUGACGACCGCAACGGCAAAACACGCUAUUCCAGCAGAGGACGUGACCACAGCAGGCGCAUUACCCAUGGUCAUAGUGCCAACGAAUGCCUUUAAUAAGCAAGUAAUUAAAACGGAACGGGAUGCCAUCAAACUCGUAAACUUGGAGAAAAUCACACGCACAGUACAAAAUGUGUGCGCGGUAACGCCGCUAACACAACAGCAACCGGCGUACCAGCCUCAAACUACUGCCAGCACUCCAAUUUCAUUCGACACCAUCAAACCGCUUAUGAGCGACAUAUUGCAAUUGCCGUCAUCUAGUAACGAAGCGGAUGUGACGGAUUUGAAAAAAGUUAAUGAUAACACACAAAUUGCACAUAUGAGGGGGGAAUUAGUCGGUAAUAGUGGUGAUGGUCUUAACUCCAGUCGACACGCAAUAGCCAUCGCGAGGACCUUUGGUGUCACAUGUUUGCCUUUCCUAGUGGACCGAUGCUUUAAGCUCGGCAACUGUAAAUUUUCGCACACAUUUCGCGAGUCGGAAACAGUCGGAAAUAUUUUGCUUACAUUUUCAGAGGUGGACCUAAAUAUUGCUUAUAGAUUUGCCUAUAAUCAUGAAAAUCUUUUUCGCCGUUACAUGCACGAGUUCUGUCGUGCCUACUCAACGCGAAACAAUCGCAUAAAACUGUUGCAUAUGGCGCGUGACUGUGUGCGGUACCAUGAUGGUAACAAGCUAUUGAUGACAAUAUUUCAUAGUCUGGAAUAUUGCGGUCUAAACAAAAUCAAUGCAUGCCGACAGAUCUUAAUUUACAGUCAAGAUAGAUCACAAGCAACCAUAGAUGUUUUGUUAGAAAUUAUAUUCGAGGCCGAUUGGACUAUGUUUUGUGAUCACAUCGAGAAAUUCAUUGAUAUUACUGCAUACAAAUUUCGUGUGAAGGUGUUGCAUCAAAUGGCGCCAACCAUCUUGCAGGCAAAUGAUCAACGUAUGACUUCGCUGUUCUUCAAAUGUCUCGUGAAUUUAGAUUCAAAUGAUGUCGGUCUUGUUCAGACCUCACCCAUACUCAUGCAAUUGCUGGAGCUGAUAAAGAAUGGACAAAUAUGCCGGUAAGUGUGUUGUGGUGCUGAAUUCAUUGCUAAGCCUAUAUACUGGUUACACAGGCAAAUGUGUGUAAGUCAAACUGAGCUUUAACUUGUACUUUUUAUACAUACAUUUAUACAUUUAAAUAUUAUUCAUAGACGCUUUAAGACUUACCUCUCACAAAGGUAUUACAAUUCAAAGAAUACAAUUCUUAUGUUACUUUUCAACUCAGGAUUUCUUUUAUUGCAUUGGUGAUAAAAAGAUCCUGAAUAAAACAUACUUUACGAUAGAAAGAUAUUUAUUUAAAGUACUACUUAUUAUAUCGAACAGAAUUUUUGUAAUAAACUGAAUAAAAAUGAAAAUGUAUAACCAAA